AUGUUUCACACACUGGAUAAGAGGGGCAUCGGGAAUAUAAACUGGUUGCUACCCCAGAGUAAUCUUCAUCCACCUGGUCCAUGCACUUGUCCUACCGGCGCAGUCCUCCUCAAAGAUGGCCUCCCUAAGGAUCAGUAUGAGCAGCUGGUGCAACGUCGAGCUAAAGAGUUCAAACAACACAAAGCCAGGACUACGUCUGUAUUAUCCAGAAUGCUGUUUGCUUCGCCUAACUCUCCUCUGCAGUAUCCUAUUCAGGGUUUUAAAGUACGGCCUUUGACCUCCACUCUCAUACCAGGUUUAGCACUGCAUGCAGAACAAAGAAGCAGCUACAAGGUCUCCUUGAUUGUGUCCAAAGGGGUCCUGACCACAGAGGUUCCAGCUGAAGGCGCGCAGGUCCAAGGUGUUGGUGAGACCAGACUGAUAAUGGAGUCGAGCAGCCUGGUGAUCCUCAAUAAAAUGCUGGCUAAAGUGUCCUAUACCAGCACUGUAUACCAUAUACACACUGGAGACCUCGCAUCCUUCCAGUUUGAGAACCAUGAAGCCGUGUUUCCUAUUACCAUCAAACAGCCUCAACUGCCAGUCCUGUACGACAUGGGAACAGAUAUCAGCUCUCACGUCACCAUCACCACAAAGACAUUCCUGCGCUACACAAAACUCAAGGUGUUGUUGAGUAGCAUCCGGAAAUUCUACAGCAACAUAAACGUCAUUAUUGCAGAUGACAACUUUGAACCAGAGAAAAUGAAUGGAUCCAACAUCCAACACUACAUCAUGCCUCCAGCACAGGGCUGGUUUGCUGGCAGGAAUCUGGCUGUCUCCCAGGUAACCACCAAGUACUUCUUGUGGGUGGACGAUGACUUUGUGUUUACGGAGAAGACGAAGAUCGAGGAGCUGGUGGAGGUGAUGGAGGCGAUCCCCGAACUGGACGUGCUUGGCGGGUCAGUACAAGGGAACCAGUUUUAUUUCUCUCUCAUCUAUGAGGAAGGAGAGGAAUCGGAAGGUGGUUGCCUGCACAGGAAGUCUCAAGGGAAGUUCCAGUCACUUCCUGGUUACCCACGAUGCUAUCUGGCCAGUGGGGUGGUCAACUUCUUCCUGGCUCGUACAGAUGCCAUACAGAGGGUGGGAUUUGACCCUAAGCUCCAGAGGGUAGCGCACUCGGAGUUCUUUAUGGAUGGCAUGGGCUCCUUGCUUGUUGCCACGUGUGGCCACGUGUCCGUUGGCCAUCAGUCCAAAAAAGACCUCAAUGUGAACCCUGCUCGCUACAACAGCUUCAGAAACCCUGGUGGACAGGACAGCAACUUCAAACUGCAGCUUCACUUCUUCAAAAACCACCUAAAGUGUAUUCUGUAUGGAUAGAAGACCACGAGUGGUCAUUGAGAUGUUUGUGUUCAUUUAUCUUCCUUCUCGGUUGUUUUUAUUGUUUGUUCCUUUUGGAUUAGUUUUAUUACGCUGUAAUAAUGAUGUAAUGGCAAUGGUGCAUAUAUAUGAAUAAAUGAUAAUAACUAUAACGA
Cottoperca gobio is the source of this 1508-nucleotide messenger RNA. Its product is annotated as beta-1,4 N-acetylgalactosaminyltransferase 2-like. The record is from RefSeq and is a predicted model, not a curated record. Gene Ontology annotation, molecular function: acetylgalactosaminyltransferase activity. The transcript has 11 exons. The coding region runs from base 1 to 1353 and encodes 450 amino acids. NCBI's taxonomy places the organism in Eukaryota, Metazoa, Chordata, Actinopteri, Perciformes, Bovichtidae. Gene Ontology annotation, biological process: UDP-N-acetylglucosamine metabolic process; UDP-N-acetylgalactosamine metabolic process.